CUUCUUCUCGAAAAUAGAAAACCCAUAAACGAAAACCCACAAGGACGGACAUGUCGGGCCAAGGUGUUGUUGAGUUACGUAUCCAAGAAAAGCAUGUGGUGAUGGACAAUGGCAUACUGCAAGUCACUAUAUCAAAACCAGAUGGUAUGAUCACAGGGAUAUGUUACAACGGCAUCAAGAAUCUACUCGAAACUCACAACGAAGAAUCUCACCGAGGAUAUAGGCUGUUAACUUCGGUUGUCGAGAGUUGUGUAGAAACAGUACUCUCGUCCAUCUGGGAGACUCUAUCGUCGAUCUUGGACUGCACCAACUCCUCGAUCUACUGGACCCACUCAUCCACAUAUGUACCGUCCGAUCGGCAUAAACCUUGUCGUGGUAGCACUCCUCCCAAUAAAAAGCUUGCUGCAAUAAAAAUUUGAUGUUAAUAAAACAAUAAAUGAAAUUAAAAGAAUAGUUUGAAUUUGAAAACUUACUGCAAAUGCACAAAACCAACGCUCCAGAGUCGCUGGAGGGACACGAGUGAUACUGAGCCAAGGACCCUGAAAAUCACUCUGGAAGGUGCUCACGAUUGUCUGCCGCAUCUGGGGAUGACGACCGAACCUAUGCGAGUAUAUAAAUAUACUUAGUUAUAUAACUGUAAACGUUAAUAUAAAAAAUAGAAAUGAAUUGUUACAAUGUUCCUUACCAUAAAGUACCGUUGGUUCUGUCUGGACUAAGGUGCGGUCUCGUCGCACGACGAUCUUCGGAUGCGAGUAUUUCUCGGAGUGAUACUGAUGAAUCACGCGAACAACCUUC
Tarenaya hassleriana is the source of this 795-nucleotide messenger RNA. RefSeq lists its product as uncharacterized. The transcript is spliced from 3 exons. Lineage: Eukaryota; Viridiplantae; Streptophyta; Magnoliopsida; Brassicales; Cleomaceae. Bases 51 to 419 code for a protein of 122 amino acids. The record is from RefSeq and is a predicted model, not a curated record.